Rosa rugosa (rugosa rose) is the source of this 1374-nucleotide messenger RNA. RefSeq lists its product as uncharacterized. The record is from RefSeq and is a predicted model, not a curated record. The transcript has 8 exons. The coding region runs from base 547 to 1374 and encodes 275 amino acids. NCBI's taxonomy places the organism in Eukaryota, Viridiplantae, Streptophyta, Magnoliopsida, Rosales, Rosaceae.
CGAGACGCGGCCCUCGCAAAAGUCUUUAAUUUUAGGCGGAAUUAAGCGCCCAAAGUUGGCGCCAAUAUAUUUGCGUCCCCCAUUAAAUGCCGUCGGGCACACUGUCGUAAAUAGGUAGAAAAUAAGGAGGUUUUGCGACGGAACUCAAAACACGUCGUAUCAGCAAUAAAAAAAAACAAAAAAAAAACUGAACAUCGAUCUAAAUCAGUUCCCAUCCCGUCUCCUAUAGCUAGACGGCGUGCAAGACUCUCUAAAUCAGUUCCUAACCCGUCUCCUCUAGCUAGACGGCAAGACUCUCUCUUUCUCUCGCUCUCUCGUUCAAAGCUGGUUCUUAGCAAUCCGGCCUCAGUUUCUAUCACGACUACAGAAUCAAGCAAGGUCUCUCUAUCACUGCCCUAAAUUGGUGAUUUCUGUUCGUCUCAGUCAGGUGAAGAAGAAAAGUUACAACUUUGAUGCACUAUUAUCAUCGCUAAUUAUUCCUGGGAUUGGUCUUGGAUAGGUCAAAUUACUCAAAGAGCUAAGAAAGGUAGAGGUGCUGCUUGUGGUAUGCCUGAGUGGGGAACUGGAAAACUAAUUCAUAUUGAGUUUGAUGCUAACUGGAUGCCUAUUAGUGAAAAUGGGAAGGGAUUUAGUUCACAACUUGGAAUUUUGGCGCGAGAUGGAGAGAAGGUUCCUCUAACAUAUACUUCAUGGAAUGCCAUGCCAGACGAUAUUUUGGAUGCCAUUUGGAAAGAUGUCAAGGAUAAUACGGAUGUUCCGGAUGAGUAUAAACAACAUUGCUUAAAGGUUGUUGGUAGUAGAUGGAGGGACUGGAAGUGCCGAGUCAAGACACAAUGGUAUGAUAAAUAUGAAACGGAUGAGCAGCGAUUAACAUUCAUUCCUAGUCAGGUUGUUGGAGAGCAAUGGAAGAUAUUAGUAAAGUAUUGGGGUCUUCCGCAAAUAAAGGAAAUGUGUGAGACAAAUAAAUCUAGCCGUGCACAAGGAGGAGGUGUCCCUCAUAGGACCGGUCGAAAAUCUUUUGCUAGACUACGAAAAGAGAUGAUGGAGAAUGGAGAGAAAACAGAUCGUGUCAGCAUGUUUGUCAAAACAAGAGCAAUGAAAACAAAGGAUGAUGAUGGUCAACCAAUUGAAAUUCAUGAUGAGGAGGCUACUGCUGUUAUUAGUCAAUUCAAUGAAUAUUUGGAGGAGAGGCCAGAAGAUGAACAAGAUAAUACUUUUCGUGAAGAGGUAUUCACUAAAGUGAUGGGAGAAGAUGCACAUGGACGUGUUCGCAUGUAUGGAACAGGUGUGACUCCAUCUCAAGUGUUUGGUAAUUCCAAAGCUUAUGAGACUAAUGAGAAAAGGACAAUUGAGGAAAUGGAUGUAAAACCAUAG